Messenger RNA from Papaver somniferum (opium poppy), 417 nucleotides. RefSeq lists its product as uncharacterized. The annotation marks the transcript as partial. The transcript is spliced from 2 exons. NCBI's taxonomy places the organism in Eukaryota, Viridiplantae, Streptophyta, Magnoliopsida, Ranunculales, Papaveraceae. The record is from RefSeq and is a predicted model, not a curated record.
AUGGCUAAGCCAACAAGUGCAACUCCAUUUAAAAUUCGUGAGAGUACACGAUUUUAUCCUUACUUUAAGGAUUGCAUUGGAGAUAUGGACGGUACACAUAUCCCAGCAAUGGUAGAGAAAAGAAAUGCAGCCGUUUAUCGGAAUCGACAUGGAAUUACAUCUCAAAAUGUGUUAGCGGUUUGCAAUUUCGACUUGGAGUUCAUAUACGUGCUCAGUGGAUGGGAAGGGUCUGCUCAUGAUUCGAAAAUACUUAACGACGCAAUGACAAAAAGUUCAGAUGAGUUUCCGGUCGAGGAAGAGGAAGAGGAAGAUAUCCAUCCAUCAACGCUUGUAAAUGACGAUGAAAUUUUGACACAACAAACUCAAGAACAACAACGUCAAGAAGCUAAUGCAUGGAGAAAGAGUAUAGCGGAUGAU